Molecule: messenger RNA, 1756 nt
Organism: Lactuca virosa
Lineage: Eukaryota; Viridiplantae; Streptophyta; Magnoliopsida; Asterales; Asteraceae
Source: the annotation of a GenBank genome assembly
AUGACCCACUUAUCGAACUCCCUAUUCCCUAACCCACCAGACCCAACUAUACACCCGACCCAUUUCUUUUUCUUGAGCGGUAGAAAGAACGUGCAAAUAACCCUAACUCCAAAAUUUACCCCUGCUGCUGCAGCUCCCGUCCGCCGGCGACACCCACCGCAACAACUGCCGUCCAACCACAGCACCACCGUGAGGCGCCGCCUUCCACCCUCUUUUCUAUUUUCCUAUUCCCCUUGUCUCUCCCGUCUCGAACACCACAACACCACCGCACAUCAUCGAACCCCAACCAUCUCACCACCUCUGCCUUCCACUUCAGGGAAUUUUGCAAUUCAGGCAAUUCUCGUAGUAAGAAACCCCAAGAACUGUAUAAUCAUUGCAUGUAUGAUUUACCAGUCUUGUGUUGGUGGGUCUAUUUGGGUGUUGAAAAUGCAUCUUGGAACAUUGGGUUUGAAGAUGGGAGGAUUAGCAUGUCUGUGUUUUCCCGGACGCCGGAAAGUUAACCCCAAAGAUAAUGCCAUUUCCGAUGAACAACGUGAUUGUAAGCCACCAGAUGCCGCCACCACUCCUACAGUUCAAAAGGUGGAUAACGAUCUGCUUAAUCAAUCAACAGAAAAGUCAGAAACAAAACAGGUGGAUGCUCCUUUGAACACUAUUGGAAAGAAACAAAGGGAAUUCAGUUACCAAGAACUUGUAAAGGCUACAAAUAAUUUCAGGCAUGAUCGCUAUCUCGGGGAAGGUGGAUUUGGGCAAGUAUAUAAAGGAAACCUAGAAAACCCUAACCAAGUUGUGGCUGUUAAAAAACUCAAUAAAGAUGGUUUGCAAGGGAAUAAGGAAUUUCAAGUUGAAAUCACAAUGCUUUCACUCGUGUGUCACCCAAAUAUCGUUACCUUGAUCGGAUAUUGCUCCGAAAGCAACCAACAUCUUCUAGUUUAUGAAUUCAUGCCCUUGGGAUCCUUGGAAAAACACCUACAUGAACCCAGACCAAAUAUGAAGCCACUUGAUUGGAACACGAGGAUGAAAAUAGCAGUAGGAACAGCUAGAGGCCUUGAUUACCUACAUAAUCAUUGUGAACCUCGAAGACAAGCAUUAGACGACACAAAAGAAGGUGGUCAAUAUCUUAUCGAAUGGGCGAACCCGAUGUUGAUUGACAAAAGGAAGUAUGUGAAGCUAGCGGAUCCGAGGAUGAAAGGGGAAUUUAUGCAAAGAUCGGUGAGGAAAGCUGUGGAGGUGGCGUUGAUGUGUAUGAAUAAUGAUCAAGAAAAAAGGCCGGAUAUGAGUGAAGUUGUGGAUGCGUUGGAUUUUGUGGCGUCUCUUUCCGAUCCGGUUAUGGUUGGAGAUCGGAAUCGGAAUUGGAAUCAGAAUGGCAAUAGUGGAUUGAUUGUAAAUUUGGAUUCAAGUGAUGAUGAAAAUGAUGGGUUGAAAGAGGAGGAUGAGGAUGAAAGAGCUAAAGCAAUAGAAGAGGCUAAAAUGUGGGGAAAGAGGUAUAAGCAUGAAGCAGCAAACACAACGCCGUUAUAAUGCUCUGCAAUUAAAAUUAUCAGACAACAUGUAGUAAGUAAAACCAACGAUUUUGUUGAGUUCUAUCUUUUUGUUAAUAGACCCAUGUAAUUCCGAUAAUGAUUUGUGAUAAUUUAGGAUUUUGUCUUUGGAUGUAGAUACAUAGGUAGGUAUAUUGAUGGUAUAGAUAAGUUUAGACUAGAGGUUUGUUUUCUUUUUCUUUUUUUGGAAGAUAUAUUGAUAGCAUGAAAAGAAAGGG